This is a messenger RNA of Salvelinus namaycush (lake trout), 318 nucleotides long. RefSeq lists its product as uncharacterized. The transcript has 2 exons. NCBI's taxonomy places the organism in Eukaryota, Metazoa, Chordata, Actinopteri, Salmoniformes, Salmonidae. The record is from RefSeq and is a predicted model, not a curated record. The coding region runs from base 1 to 318 and encodes 105 amino acids.
AUGUUUUUCAGACUCCCAAGACUAACUCCUGGAUACCUACGGUAUCUACAGACCCAGGCUAUGGCGAGUGAGACCCAGAGAGCUGGGGACCUGCCCCGUCUGGCCAUGCUCCUGGGGGCCUUGGGGAUCGGGGUGUGUGGCUACAGCUCCAGGCAGCUGGCACUGCACCACCGGCUCUCUGCCCGCGUGCUGACCUGGAUGGACGUUGGGAGCACCCCGGUGAAGGGGAGAGCACCUUCCUUCAUGGACCUGUCUCAAAGCCACAGCAUCUGUCAGGACAUCCCACCUCCAGCAUUCGCUGGGCAGAAAGUGCCUUAA